This is a messenger RNA of Cucurbita moschata (crookneck pumpkin), 1911 nucleotides long. RefSeq lists its product as uncharacterized. The transcript has a single exon. Bases 144 to 1820 code for a protein of 558 amino acids. NCBI's taxonomy places the organism in Eukaryota, Viridiplantae, Streptophyta, Magnoliopsida, Cucurbitales, Cucurbitaceae. The record is from RefSeq and is a predicted model, not a curated record.
AAAAAAAAAAAAAAACAAUAAUAAUAAAAAAAUGUAGAUUUAAAUAAACAAGGCGAAGCUCUUCGAAAUUCAAUCCAUUUUCUCUCACUUCUCAAUCCAAUUCAAUCAAAAAAAUCUGUGUUUAGUUCCAAUUUCCGCCAUUAAUGGGGAACUGCUUUUCUUCAUCUUCAACCCCUCCCAAGCCCCUCCCCAUUGACUCUAAAUUCUCUUUCCCUUCCCCUCUUCCGGCCUGGCACCCCGAGGGCGCCAACAACGGCGGAGGAUUUGCUUCUGGCGCAAUCGACUUGGGCGGCGGGCUCGAAGUCCGGCUGAUUUCGUCGUUUAACAGGAUUUGGACCGCCCGGGAAGGUGGGCCGGAGAAUCUUGGAGCUACAUUCUUCGAACCCAGUUCACUUCCUGAAGGAUUCUUCGUUUUGGGCUAUUUCUGUCAAACAAACAGUAAAGCUCUGUUUGGAUUUGUUCUCGCCGGUAAAAAUAGUGGGUCCGCCGGAGAAGAAGCUCUCCAGAAGCCUGUGGAUUAUACUCUGGUUUGGAGCAGCGAGUCGUCAAAGAUUAAACGAGAUGGUAACGGCUAUGUCUGGUUGCCGACGCCGCCGGCCGGUUACAGAGCCGUCGGCCAUGUCGUCACAGUCUCGCCGGAGAAACCCUCCGUGGAUAAAAUUCGUUGCGUUCGAUCGGAUCUAACGGAGGAAUGUGAGAAGGAGACAUGGAUUUGGGGGCUGACGAAAUCAAUUGACGAGAAUCGAUUUAAUGUUUACAGUAGCAGACCAAAAAACAGAGGAAGGACGGCGACUGGAGUUUCAACCGGCGCUUUUGUAGCUCUGCCCCCUGCGGAAGCGAGUUCGCCGCCGCGGCCGUUAUUCUGUUUGAGGAAUUUGAAUUCGGUAUCAGCAGCUAUGCCGGAUCUGAAUCAAAUUGAUCAUCUGUUUCAAACUUAUUCUCCGAUUAUAUACUUUCACCCAAAAGAAAAAUACCUACCGUCGUCGGUGGAGUGGUUUUUCUCCGGCGGGGCUCUGUUACAUGAUAAAUCCGACGAGUCAAAUCCGGUUCCUAUCGAACCGGAUGGGUCGAAUUUGCCUCAAGGGGGCGACAAUGAUGGACAGUUCUGGUUAGAUCUUCCCGCCGACGAGGAAGCAGAAGAGAAAUUAAAAAAUGGGGAUUUACAAACCUCAAAAGUCUAUCUCCAUGUGAAGCCGAUGAUCGGAGGGAUUUUCACCGACAUCGGGAUAUGGAUCUUCUUCCCCUUCAAUGGCCCAGCGACGGUGAAGGUCGGGCUAAUCGACAUUCCAUUUAGAAAAAUCGGCGAACACAUCGGCGAUUGGGAGCACAUUACGUUACGGAUAAGUAAUUUCACGGGCGAGCUCUGGCGGGUUUACUUUGCACAACACAGCAAAGGCGAGUGGGUCGACGCGCCGUCGCUCGAGUUCGAGAAAGGAAGUAAAGUGGUGGCGUAUUCGUCGUUGAACGGUCACGCGUCAUACCCGAAGGAGGGGUUGGUGCUGCAGGGGUUAUCCGAGAUCGGGAUUCGAAAUGAGACGGCGAAGAGUGGACUGAUGCUUGACUCCGGUGAGAAGUACACGGUGGUUGCAGCUGAGUAUUUGGCGGUGGCGGAGCCGCCGUGGUUGAAUUACACCAGAGAAUGGGGACCGAGAAUUGAGUAUCCAAUCACGGAGGAGAUCGAAAGGGCGGAGAGGUUGCUGCCGGGGAGAUUGAAGGAGGGAUUUAAAGGAUUUGUGAAGAAGUUACCGAACGAAAUUCUUGGAGAAGAAGGACCAACCGGACCCAAGAUGAAGGACGCUUGGAAUGGAGAUGAACGGUAAUUCAAAACUUUUUACCCUCGCGGUAAAAGUCAUUCACCGUUCAAUUUAGAUUCAAAAAAUAACAAUAAUAAUUAUUGUAUUUCCUUAUUAU